GUCUCCAUUCGACAAAUGAACUUUCUGGCCUCAUCCUGGCCUAUAUCGUGUUGGUUUGAAUUCGUUUCUUCGUUCUUCGUACAACUACAAUUCUUUUCGUGCUGCUCGUUGUCGUUCGUAUUAUCCACGUCCCUUUCUCUGUCUUCGUUCGUUGUCGUGGAUGUCAUUGUUUAGCCCUUAGCUAAGUCAGGUUGGACAAACAAGUGAUUGUGGUAUGGUAUUUUCUACGAGAUGAAUAGAACGUAUCGAUUACUUAGACAGCCUAGUUAGUGCGAAUGCGUGAUUUACAGUUCCACCCAUGUCUUCUCUCAGUACUUUAGCUACCUGUACCUCACCAGCUGCAUGCCCACUAGAAAUCCCAUUAUAUUGUCCGUUUAGGAUAUCAUUAACGUUUACCAAGAUGCCUGGUUGCAUUUUGGUAUCACACCCUCUACUUCGAAAAAAGUAAAAAAGCUCUCGUUGUGCACACUCCUUCUUUCCGCACGACCCGUAGCAUGGGUAAUUGUUGUGCAAAGGCCAAGGCGAGCGAGAACGCCGAAGGCGAUGCCGCUACAACUCCCAACGGAGCAGAGGCAGAUGCUACCAAAGCCGACAAGGAGCACGGCGAGCAUCCAGACGAUGGCCACCCGAUGAAGGGGUUCUGCUGCGGUUGCUGCGAUAGCACCGACGAAGAGAAGGAAGAGAAACCCCCCGAAGAAGUCGUGGACGACACUGAGAAAAAGGACGAGGAGCAGGCGCCCGUUGAAGAAGAGAAAAAGGAGGACGAGGCUGAGGAACCACCAGUGGAAGAGGAAAGUAAACUCGUCGUUGUAGAAGAAGGGGAGCAGGACGAAAAAGACGUCGAGAGCGGGGCGGAAAAACACGUGGAGGAAAACCCGGAAGAGGUCGAGGAGCCGACCGAAGAGGCCGUCGCUGAAAAGCAAGACGAACCGGUUGACAUAGUAGAGCAAGACCAGCCAGAUACGGACGGAGCAAGGAAAGACGAAGACGACAACGAUUUCUGGGGCUUGCGCUUUGCCUCGAAGCAGGAGGCAAUCGCGGCCGCGCCGCUGCUGCUGCACCCUGAAGACCGCCCUGCCGAUGUGAUAGGGGUUCUUCCAACUUCUUACCAAACGCAGUUGGCCGAUGACGACAGUCCGGUGCUGGGUGCUGACGAAACGGAUAAGGCUGACGGUGCUCCUGCAGGAGAGGUUCCAGUCGAUCACGACCGUCUCGUCGAGGACGCGAAGCGGGAGAUCGCGAGAAGACACUUUACAGACUACCUUUACAAGGGCGAGCCUUUUUUCAAAAACAUCGCGGAGCGCGCCUCGCUCAGCAAAAAUGCCUCCUCCGCAGGUGGGGCGGUGAAGGCCGCGGCCCUGCUGAACAAGUCUAAACCCAAGCGAGCCGCCGAUCCUGUGCGGUCGAUAACACCAUCGGUGCUGGGUCGCGUCGCAGACGGUGGGCCGAGACCUUCAAGCAGGAGUGGCAGGAGUGGCGGCGCCUCUUCAGGGAUGAAGCGCCGGGACCGCAUCGCACCCUCGGUCUCCGGAUCGUCGACGAAAAGAAGCUCCGAGGCUGCACACCGUGCGCCGGUUCCAGGUGACGACGAAAGCUCCGCUUCUUCGUCAAGUUUAGAGGUGGAAAUGAUACCCCUUUCAGUGAUUCCCUCGUCCCCCGAGAGCGAGGAGAGAGAAAGCACGAUAGGACGAGAUAGCGAAGAAGCAAUACGGGUCCGGGAAAGCGAAAAUCAGCAAGGUACGCGAGGACGCGUCGCGGGUGAUAACCGUAGUCAGUUGUAUACUACAGACUCCCGCGAACAGCGCGAUGACUAUGAGGCUCUGUUCAAUGACAAUGGCUUCAGACACUGGGUAGCGGAGUCUCAGGCCUUGAUUCGCUUGUGUCGACUCCAAAACGGUAACGGAAGCAGAGACAUUGACAUGUGGAGAAACCAGAGCGACUUGUCACCUGUUGCGCCACGCCAAGGAAAAAUUAGAACGUCCCCGAAUUGCGACGUUGUCAUACCGAUUCCCGAAGAAAGUGAAAGACACCUCCGCGGCGGCCGUUCACUAACUGCCCCUGAUUCCUUUCUUUUCUUCCGAGACAUGGCGCUUGUUUCCUCACCCGCAACCACAUCAAGACGUGCAGGUGCAGCACCCUGGUGGGACAAAGAAAGCGGAAAACAAAGGCUCGGUCGAGAACUCGAGAGCUUGAAGGACGCCCGUGACGCCAUCAGUCAAGCACGACGCGGAAGGGAGUUCAGAACGGGUGACGAAGUUUGAGCAUCGCGCGAAGUAUGAGCAGCAAGUCGAAGACGACAAGAAGAUAACUUGACUUUUAGGAGUUUCGAAAAUUAGAAAAUUGGAGUUGCAUUUUGAUUCUGAAUGAGCUCGCAGCGCUGCGCAUCGCUUCAACAGUGUCAGUUACUCAAACGGAGCAGGUAGAUAUUUUGAACUCAAGCGGUACAGAAUCUGAAUCACGAUGGCCA
Amoebophrya sp. A120 is the source of this 2467-nucleotide messenger RNA. The record is from the annotation of a GenBank genome assembly. NCBI's taxonomy places the organism in Eukaryota, Dinophyceae, Syndiniales, Amoebophryaceae.